AUGGCGGUGGAAGCGUCAUCGAAACCAGAAGCCGGUGUGCAAACUGUAAUCGACAGCCCUUCGAAUAUGCAACUUGUAAUAGCAUCUGAACAACCUACACCCUUUAUUAAAAUUAAAGAGGUAACAGAACUAACUCAGCCGACGGAGACGAAAUUUGAAACGUCGUCAAUAUCGCAAAAUGAGACGUCAUCUACGGAACAGGCAUUAUAUCUUGCAAUAGAAUCCACGGUAGCUAACGAGAACAAAGAGCAAGAAAGUUCAGCUGUCGAGAAUAGAAGUCAAGAUGAGUUAAAUGACAGGCUAAACUGUCCAGCUCAAUGCGAGUGUAUCAAACAAACUGAUAGAACCAGCUACAAUUGCUCGUUGCCCAGCGGCGUCGUCACGAUUACCGAGUACGGUGAUGGAAUAUUUUUUCAGUGCUUGAAUGGAGUGCUGCGGUGCUCGGAGAUCCCAGAGCGCGGACGCAGGGUGGGUGCGGGCGCUUUGGGUGUGGGCGCCCUGCUGCGCAGCGUGAUGUUGCGCGGCUGCGCCCUGGCGGACGAGCCGCUGGCGUGCAUGCUGCGGAGGCGCGGGGCGGCAGGCGCGGCGCGCCUUACGCUACAGGCGCCGCGCGUGCGCCUGGCUGCAGCGCACGUGCGCGGCCUGCGCGAGCUCUCCAUGUUGCGUCUCACCGACCUCGAUGAACAAGAAAUGGAGCUACCACUACAAGCCAUGUCGGUGCUGCCGGAGCUCAAACACUUUACGCUGAACAACGGGCGGCUAUCGCUGAAGGAAGCUUUGCCACCCCUGCCACUGGAAGCGCUGGAACUGGCAGAUGACGAACUGCAGUCACUGCCAACCGCCGCUUUUCAGCAUCUAUCAAGCUUGCGCCGCCUUGGCCUCUGGCGUAAUCGGUUCACCGAGCUACCUGACGAUACUUUACAAGGAUUGGAGCAGCUGCAGCAGUUGAGUCUGAGCUCCAACGAGCUGCGUUCGUUGCCCGCUGGUCUGCUGGCGCACACGCCGCACUUGAAACAGCUCGACCUGUAUGACAACGCGCUGGAGACUCUACCACGUACCGUGCUCGCUGGACUCAAACAUCUAGAGCAGGUGCGCCUCUACGAUAACCGCGGGUUGCUGUCGCUGGGCAACGGCACGUUCGCGUCGCUGCAGGCGCUGCGCGACCUCGACCUGAGCCGUGCCGGCGCACGCGUGAUGCCGCCGGACCUGCUGCAGGGUUCGCAUGCACUGGAACGGCUGGCGGUGGCUGGCAACGCGCUGCGCGAGGUGCCGAAUGAGCUGCUGCGAGGGUUGGCCGCCCUGAGCUACCUCGACCUCAGCCGCAAUCUGCUGUCUCGCCUGCCCAACGCCUUCUUCGCAGACCAACGUAAUCUCACCGACCUCUACCUCGAUCGCAACCUGUUUGAGACUUUACCCGGCUCAAUGUUCGUGGGUCUGAGCGAACUGAAGGUGCUGUCGCUGGACCACAACCGGCUGCGGUACAUCGAGAGCGACGCGUUCGUGGGGCUGCGCGCGUUGCGCGAGCUGCGCCUCGCACACAACCAGCUCGCACUGGCGCCGCCGGACACAAUAUCCGGACACGGUUACGGGCUGCUGGCCGAGCCGCCGUCGCCCUUCAACUCUCUGUUCCUGCUGACGCACCUCGACCUCAGCCACAACCGCGUGCAGCAGCUACUCGACGACUGGCGCAACGUGCUCGUCAGUCUGCAAAAGCUCAACCUAAGUUGGAAUAACAUCACUGAUUUGAAUUACAUUAACAUGAAUUUCUUGAGUUCCGACGUGGUAGUGGAUUUGCGACACAACAACAUUUCUACGGUGAAGCUAUGGGGCCCGAGUGACGGUAACGCGCAGUUUCUCCUUGAUGACAAUCCGUUCAUGUGCGACUGCCACCUGCCGGCACUGCAACGCGCGCUGCUCGCGGGUGCUGUUGGAAGUGGGCCGCGGCUAGUGGCAACGCGUGCGCGAUGUGCAGCGCCACCAGCGCUGAAUGGGAUGAACCUGGUGUCGGUGCCGCACUCGCUGCUGGAGUGCGCGCUGCCGCCGCCCAUCUGCCCGCCCGCCUGCAGCUGCUCGCUGCGCACCGACUUCCUGGACCUGGACUGCACCGCCCUUCCUACCCUCGCCGCCCUGCCUGCGCCCGCCGCACACGGCCUCGCUGUCGCUCAUUUACGUCUUCGCCGGGUCCCCGAAUCUCUCGAAUCGCUCCCGCGAUAUUUCCGCUUACUCAAUCUCACCGCGCUUAAUAUUACCGAAGUACCGCCUUUGCCCCCGGACGUAGAAGUAGACCUCAUUGAUAAUCGGUUGACGCGAGUUCCGACGGCAUUGCUGACGAACAAUACGCUACGGUUGGCGUUAAAUCCUCUCUCUUGCGACUGCGGUGGCACCGUAGACGUGGUCGCAUUGCAGCGAGCGAGUUUGAACAUUCUAGAUUACGGUGACGUGACGUGUUCGAAUGGCGAGACGUUGCGGAGCAUUGCGACGGAGACACUCUGCGAGGCGCGAGAUGCCGCCGUUCUCGGGGUUUCGCUCGCCAUCUUGAUCGUGAUCGCGGUUAUUAUCGUCGUGCUGCUGCGUCGCUACCGCACCGAAUGCCUGCUGUGCGCUCACCGUUGUGGCUGUUGUCCGCCGGACGACGACGACGAUGAGAAAGAGUACGACGCUUUCAUCUCGUUCGCGCACAAGGACCUGAAGUUCGCGGAGGAAAUGGUGACGAAACUCGAAGCGUCCCCACAUUCGUUACGCAUAUGCGUGCACUACCGGGACUGGCCGCUCGGUGAUUGGAUCCCGGCGCAGAUUUCUCGCUCCGUAGAGCGGUCGCGGCGCACGGUAGUCAUUCUGUCGAAACACUUCUUAUCGUCAGUGUGGGGGCUGCUGGAGUUCCGAGAGGCGCAUCUGCGUGCGCUCAGCGAAGGUCACGCUCGCGUCGUGAUAGUGCUGCUGGACGACGUGAUGUCGGACGAGCGUUUAAACGACGAACUGCGCGCGUACCUGUCCACCAACACGUACCUGCACCGGGACGACCCGUGGUUCUGGGCGAAGCUGGCGGACGCGCUGCGGCGGCGCGGCGGCGUGGCGGCAGCGAUGCGACGGUUUGCGAAGAGCCGCGCUCGCGCCGCGCCCGCCCCCCCGCUCCCUGUCGAUAAGCUCGUGCGCUCUGCUCUCGACGCGAAGCUCAUGCAAAACGGAAAUAUCAUAAAUGCCGCCUUCACUGCGCCUUCACUCUAG
Molecule: messenger RNA, 3225 nt
Organism: Parnassius apollo (apollo)
Lineage: Eukaryota; Metazoa; Arthropoda; Insecta; Lepidoptera; Papilionidae
Source: the annotation of a GenBank genome assembly